Messenger RNA from Medicago truncatula (barrel medic), 2773 nucleotides. RefSeq names its product ubiquitin carboxyl-terminal hydrolase 14. NCBI's taxonomy places the organism in Eukaryota, Viridiplantae, Streptophyta, Magnoliopsida, Fabales, Fabaceae. The transcript has 20 exons. The coding region runs from base 132 to 2540 and encodes 802 amino acids. Gene Ontology annotation, biological process: protein deubiquitination. The record is from RefSeq and is a predicted model, not a curated record. Gene Ontology annotation, molecular function: cysteine-type deubiquitinase activity; protein binding; zinc ion binding.
UAUUAGCUUGAUUUCUUUCUUCUCCAAAGGAUACGAUACACUAAUUGAUCGGUUAGGGCAAACACUGAUUCUCUCUCUAAAACCCUUCCUUUCAAAAUCUCGAAGCUUUCUGCAACUGCUUCAACACCACCAUGGAUUUGCUCCGAUCAAAUCUCUCUCGUGUUCGAAUCCCAGAACCCACCAAUCGCGUCUACAAGCAAGAAUGCUGCUUAUCCUUCGACACUCCUAUGUCAGAAGGUGGGUUGUUCAUUGACAUGUUUAAUUUUCUUGCAUUUGGGAAGGAUUAUGUGGGUUGGAACUUUGAAAAGACUGGAAAUCCGGUUUAUUUGCAUGUGAAGAAGACGAAGAAGCCGGUUCCGGAAGAUAGGCCUUUGAAGAAACCUACCCUGUUGGCUAUAGGUAUUGAUGGGGGAUUUGAUAACAAUGAGGCUGACUAUGAAGAAACUCAUAAUAUUGUUAUAUUACCUGACUAUGUUUCACUUUCAUAUCCUUCCGUGGAAUUACCGGAGAAGGUAAGAUUGGCGGCUGAUGCUAUAUUACUAGAUGCGGGUGCUGAACGGAAGGAGCAAGUUGCAGCAUGGACAGCUGAUAAGAAACUCGUCAGUGUCUAUGCAACGAAUUUACAGCAAAUUGACAAUGGUGUUGUUAUUCCCCCAACUGGGUGGAAAUGCUCCCAAUGUGACAAGACAGACAAUCUUUGGUUAAAUUUGACUGAUGGAGUGAUCCUUUGUGGGAGGAAAAACUGGGAUGGAAGUGGCGGAAACAACCAUGCAGUUGAACAUUACAAAAAGACAGGCUACCCACUCGCCGUAAAGCUCGGGACUAUUACUGCUGAUCUGGAAGCAGCAGAUGUUUUCUCAUAUCCGGAGGAUGAUAAUGUGUUGGACCCACUUUUAGCACAACAUCUGGCAUUUUUUGGCAUUGAUUUCUCAUCACUACAAAAGACUGAAAUGACUACGGCUGAAAAAGAACUCGACCAAAAUACCAAUUUUGAGUGGAAUAGAAUCCAAGAAAGUGGGCAGGAAGUGGAACCAAUUUUUGGACCUGGAUACACAGGAUUGGUCAAUCUUGGAAACAGUUGUUAUUUGGCAGCAACUAUGCAAGCUGUAUUUUCAGCACGAUCUUUCUCUUCAAGGUACUACAUAAACCAAAGUCUAAAGAAGGCAUUUGAGGAGGCUCCUGCUGAUCCAACUGUGGACCUCAACAUGCAGUUGACGAAACUUGCACACGGUUUACUGUCUGGCAAAUAUUCUGUUCCACAAGUUGAGAAUGACGACAACAAAAAUGUUGCAACCACCCCUACAUCUGCGGAGCAAGAAGGGAUACCACCACGUAUGUUCAAAACUUUAGUCGCUGCCAGCCAUCCAGAAUUUUCUACUAUGCGACAACAGGAUGCUUUAGAAUUUUUCCUUCAUUUUCUUGACCAAGUGGAACGUUCUAAUGCUGGGAAAACUGAACUGGAUCCCGCAAGGAGUUUCAAGUUUGGUGUUGAAGAUCGUAUCUUGUGUUCAUCGGGAAAAGUUGCAUACAAUAGAAGGAACGACUAUAUUCUUUCUCUGAAUAUUCCAUUGCAUGAAGCAACUAACAAAGAAGAAUUGGAAUUGUUUCACAAGCUGAAAGCAGAGAAACUUUCUGAGGGAAAAGAAGUGUCUGGUGAUGAGGUUGUACGUCCAAGGGUGCCUUUAGAAGCUUGCCUUGCAAGCUUCUCAGCUCCCGAGGAGGUACAUGAUUUUUACAGCACUGCUUUGCAAAUGAAGACAACAGCAGUGAAGUCGGCUGGUCUGACAUCAUUUCCGGAUUAUCUGGUCUUGCACAUGCGCAAAUUUGUUAUGGAGGAGGGAUGGGUACCCAAAAAACUCGAUGUAUAUGUUGACGUUCCUGAUAUCAUAGAUAUCAGUCACAUGCGUAGCAAAGGUCAUCAACCUGGGGAAGAGCUUCUACCAGAUGGGGUACCGAUCGAGGAUGAUUCAGAAAUACCUUUAGCCAAUGAAGACAUUGUUGCACAGCUGGUGUCUAUGGGCUUUAACCAGAUUCAUUGUCAAAAAGCUGCUAUUAAUACAUCAAAUGCUGGAGUAGAAGAGGCAAUGACUUGGUUACUAGCUCACAUGGAGGAUCCAGAUAUUGACGCUCCCAUUUUGAGAGGGCGUGGGUCUGAAAGUGUUGACCAGUCAAAAGUUGAUAUGCUACUUUCAUUUGGAUUUCAAGAUGACGUUGCUCGAAAGGCCCUGAUAGCAUCGGGUGGUGACAUUGAGAAAGCAACAGACUGGAUCUUCAGCAAUCCCGAUGCAUCCGUUUCCAACAUGGAUGCUACUGCAUCAAACACUACAUCUGGUCCAAAUGAUGCUGACUUACCCGAUGGAGGAGGAAGAUAUCGACUUAUGGGAAUUGUUAGCCACAUUGGAACCUCAACACACUGCGGUCACUAUGUUGCACACAUCUUGAAAGAUGGUAGAUGGGUUAUUUUUAACGACAACAAGGUAGGGGCUUCCAUUAAUCCUCCCAAGGACAUGGGCUAUCUUUACUUUUUCGAGAGGCUUUGACUCUUGAAUUAGAGUGGGUGUCAAGAAUUGAACUCUGAACAUUUCAACUUUGUAAAGAGGCACACUGUGUUCUAAAACAGGCCCUCAUUGGCUGUCUCAACAUUUUUUUGGGUUCGCCAGUAAUACACCAUUUUAGGAAUUGAGAAUGUGAUCUUUAUACAAACAAUAUGAAAUUGCAAUUCCGGUAUUAAUAGGUCUUUUUUAUGAUAGAACAUUGUGACUUGGUUUGGUUU